Molecule: messenger RNA, 1922 nt
Organism: Aethina tumida (small hive beetle)
Lineage: Eukaryota; Metazoa; Arthropoda; Insecta; Coleoptera; Nitidulidae
Product: vanin-like protein 2
Exons: 8
Coding region: 304-1824 (506 amino acids)
Source: RefSeq, a predicted model, not a curated record
AUCCGCUUUUUUUAAGAUUAUUAUUGUCAUUGUAAUCAAUAAUCAACAGCACAUUAGUAUAAAAAUUUAGCAAAAUUUAAAAAACUUCAAACUAAUUAAAAAUUUGGUGAUUACUAGUUAGUACUAGAGUACUAAACAUCACAGGAUUAACUGCAAUUACAUAAAACGUUAAAUUUCACGUUUAAGAUAGCUUAGAAUUGAAUACUUCAGUUUAAUAUGAUAGUUAUUUUGUGUUCUUAUCAGUGAACUGUGUGGUUUUAAAAGCGGUGGGUCAGAGCAAUUUAACUUAUUAAGUGGUUUUGCAUGUCUCAGGUGAUGGUUGUAAAAAUGUUGAACAAUAACUUACGCGUUUUUUUACUGUUUUGUGUUUGGUCGUGCUGCAGUUCACAAAGUAAUGUAGAUUUUCUUGCAGCAGUUGUAGAAUACCAGCCUAGCAGGAAUUCAAGUGACAACUUCAAAAAUUACAUAAACAUCAUAGAAAAUAUAAAACAAGGUGUUGACUUCAUCGUAUUUCCUGAAUCAACAUUAACCGUAAAUCAUCCAGUGGAAGCUCUAACUCCAAAUACAACAUCCUGUAACUCAAAUAAAACCAAUUUGGAUGCCAUAGCUUGUUUGGCUAAAGAAAAACAGUCGUACAUCAUUGUGAACAUUGAUGAGAGGCGUAACUGCACCAAAGAUGACGACACCUGUCCAUCGAGAGGGUACUUCGUGUACAACACGAACGUAAUUUAUGGAAAAAAUGGAUCUUUAGUAGCUAAGUACAGGAAGUGGAAUCUCUUCGGCGAAGUAACCAAGAACAAGCCCAGCACUCCGGACAUCAUCACCUUCCAAACUGACAAGGGAACUUUCGGUACCUUUACAUGUUUCGACAUACUCUUCUCCACGCCUCCAUUAAAUUUGACCAGAAAUGGAGUCAAAAACAUCAUUUUUACCACCAUGUGGUUUUCUGAGCUUCCAUUCCUAACAGCUCUGCAAACUCAGCAGAUGUGGGCACGUGAAAACAAUGUGACAUUCUUGUCCAGUGGUGCUAACAAUAUGGCCGUGGGGUCUGGUGGUUCCGCCAUUAUUUUAAGUAACAGAGUCACAAACUCUUUGACAAUCGAACCAGACUUAAACUCAACGAAUUACGCCAAAGUAUUGUAUAGUGAUGUGGUGGAGCCGGAGGCUGACGUAGAUGUGGUUGCCAAGUCGCUGGAUAAAAUGAAGCUAAAACAAGACAAUUUAAAAGAAUAUACUUCAACACUGUUGCCUGAGAUUGGUAACACCACAUCGAAAAUUUGUCACCAAUCACUUUGUUGCUACUUCGAAGUAAACAAAACAGUCACCGCAUCACACAACAACAGUUACUAUUACAGGCUGGUAGCAUAUUCUGGAGUCAGAAGUUUCUCAGGAGUUUACAAUGGAGGCAUCGAUGUUUGUGGAGUCGUUGCUUGUACUGACAACAAGACCGUAACGUCUUGCUCCGAAAGGUUGCCCAAUUACGAAUCAAUUACAUGGCCUAUAUUAUUCAGCAGUAUUAAAAUUAGAGCCGAAUUUCCAAACGAAGAAACCCGCAUCCAAUUUCCCAAUUCCCUUCUGAGCUCUUUGAGACCAAUGUCCCAAGAUGCCAUCAAAUGGGAGAAAACCAUUAAUGGCACCAACGUUGUGAGGGAGCUGACGCUUCUGAAGCCGACGAACAGGUUGAUGACUUUCGCCAUAUACGGAAGAAAUUUCAAGGCAGAUAGUGAUCCGUUGAGCAAUGCAGCAGUCACAAGCAAUGAAUACAACUAUCUUUCGCCCAAUGUUAUUGUUUUACUCAUUGGCUCCAUUCUUUUUUACAUAUAGCCAUUCACAUAAUCUCAUAAAGUUAUUUCUGUUAAAUAAUUGAUAUAAUAAAAAUUUUGUUAAAAUAUUUUGUUUAAAAAUUAAACAAAUUGAAUGUA